Amorphotheca resinae ATCC 22711 is the source of this 1005-nucleotide messenger RNA. RefSeq lists its product as hypothetical. Bases 171 to 818 code for a protein of 215 amino acids. The record is from RefSeq and is a predicted model, not a curated record. Lineage: Eukaryota; Fungi; Ascomycota; Leotiomycetes; Helotiales; Amorphothecaceae. The transcript has a single exon.
GUCUCCGUAAUCCCGAACUUCCCCGAUUCAAUUACCCCUCUUGGAUCUAGGUACGCUUUGUUCUACUCAUCAACUCAGUUGUCUCGAUCAACUUAAUAACUCAGUUGUCUCUCUUAACUCAGUUAAUUCAAUCAACGCUGGUAUCGAUCUACAUCUCCAAGAACUUCAAGAUGUCUCCUCCAGCUGCUGAUGCUGGUGCCCGCGAGACUGAGGGCGUCGAACAAUGUCCCUGCUUCCGUUGCUCUCCCACCCACAUUGCCCCCGCCAACGCCGGCACCCUCCGUCGCAUGCGCUGUCUCCAGCUCAACUGGGUCCAUAGUCCCAUCCUCCUCGCUGAGAAGCCCUGCCCAAUCCACGUCUCCUUCUUCAAGGGCUUCCCCGCUGAACGCGCCAAGAUCACUGGCUCUGCUGACUGCCGCACCAUGACCAUGCUUGGUCUUCACGACAACCCCUACGUUAUCGGCGUCACUAUGGACAUCGAGACCAUCAAGUUCCGCGACCAGGACAAGACCAUCCAGGGCGGAGAUGACGAGUACGGUAUCGUCACGACCAUUCGCUGUGAUGAUUCCACUGGCUUGCCCUACAAGUAUGGUGAGCCUGGUCAGCUUAUGUUGUCAUUCAUGGUUGUGUUCAAACUCAAGGAGGGCGGCAAGACUUUUGACGAGAUGAAGAACUGGGAUGCUAUCAUCGGCCUUCUUAAGGAGGGUACUGAUAUGUCCUUCACCAAGACGGGCCAGGCCUUGCAGGAAUCUGUCAAAGCCAGAUUUCUCGAGAACUAUGACGCUGGUGUUGAAAUCCUCGAGCUUCUUGUCUUUUAGGCCAAGGGAUGUGGAGUUGCUGGCUAAAGCUCAUUACUGAUAUGUCCGGCAUUCUGCGUCUACUAUGGGAGGAAAGGGAGAACAGGAAGGGGUCAUCUCAUCUGGCUUCUAACAUUGCGCGUUUUCAGCUGAAGGAAGCUAGGGGGGGGUAAAUGGAUAGUCAUAUUGUCUGGAUUGUGUGGUUGCU